AUGCCGCCACAUCCACCAGCACCACCAAUGCCUCCGAUGCCACCGAUGCCGCCGGUGACGGUUCCACCAAUGACACCGAUGGCACCGACUCCGGCCAAUCAACAAGAUAUGCAUCAACAAACUGGAAAUGAUGCGUGCAUUAAGCGUCUUCAGCAACUCAAUGUUGAGGAAGCGCCAAAAGUCUACUUGAAACCAUCGGAACCAGGAAAACUCGGAAAGCCCACUGAUAUUCAAACAAAUAUUUUUGGCAUUGAAGUGGAGAAGGAAACUAUCGUUUACCGUUAUAUGGUGCAUGCUAAAGCUGACAUCAGUCCCACCAAAGAGGCAACAUUCACAAAGAAGGGAAAAGAAGACUUCGUUGUUUUGGAUCGUCAUGAGAAGUGCUGCAACAUCUUCUUCCACGCAGUUGAGAAAAACCCUGAUUUCUUCAAAAUCAAGGACGGAAACAACAUCAUCUACGACGGACAAAGUACUCUCUAUACAACGACUAGCUUGUUCUCGGUAACUGACACCAAAGAUAAGAAGAGUCGUAUUUUCGAAAUCAACGGUGCUGAUACGAGCAACGAAGACCUGAGAUCACUUGCAUGCAUUUUGUUGGAAAUCUACGCUCCACGCGACAACUCUCUUGUCAUUUCUGCUGAGAAUCUCGGACGACGCACUGCUGAUCAAAAUACCGAAGUCAAUAACCGUGAAUACACACAGUUCUUGGAGCUUGCGCUCAAUCAACAUUGUGUUAGAGAGACAGCUCGCUUCGGAUGUUUCGAACACGGAAAAGUGUACUUCCUCAAACCAACAGAGGAAGGAUUUGACCCACGUGACUGUAUCUCGGUUGGAGAUGGAAAAGUUCUCCAUCCAGGAGUCAAGAAAUCCAUCCAGUACAUCGAAGGACCAUACGGCCGUGGACAGAAUAAUCCAUCUAUUGUGAUCGAUGGAAUGAAAGCUGCGUUCCACAAAGAACAAAAUGUUGCCGAAAAGAUCUACGAGAUUACUGGCAGAGAGCCGUCAAAAACUCUGAAUGAUUUCGAUCGAGAGAAGGCAAGUCACGUCAUCAAAGCUCUCGACUGCUACACUACAUACUCCAACCGACAACGUCACUUGAGAAUCGAAGGACUUCAUCAUGACUGUGCUGCAAAAGCCCGAUUCGAACUUCCAGACGGAAAAAGUUGUACCGUUCAGCAGUAUUUCCAAGACAAGUACAACGUGCAAUUGAAAUAUCCAGAAGGGAAUCUCCUUAUUUGCAAAGAGCGUGGAAACCGAAAUUUCUAUCCAGCUGAGUUGAUGAACAUCACCAAAAAUCAGCGUGUAACUAUUCCACAACAAACUGGUCAACAAUCUCAAAAGACUACCAAGGAAUGUGCUGUUCUCCCGGAUGUUCGCCAGAGACUCAUUGUGACCGGAAAAAAUGCGAUUAAUAUCACUGACGAGAAUGAACUGCUCAAGAAUCUCGGAAUCAAAGUUUAUCCAGAACCAUUGAUGGUCAAAGCACGCGAGCUUGAAGGCAAAGAGAUCCUUUACGACAGAAAGGUCAACACUGAAAGUGGAAAGUGGCGCGCACCACCUGGAGGCUACAACAAACCAUGUGCGUUCCCAGAUCUUUGGGCAAUGUAUGCCGUUGGAACACAACAGUCUAGAUUCAGUGCAGGAGACCUGAAUAACUUCAGUAACAUGUUUAUGGAGACUCUUCAAAGAAAAGGAAUCAAAGUCCCAACUCCAGCUGAAACUUGUCUUCUUCAUGCGGACCAAAUUAUGGACAAGCUUCAGAGUGUUUCUGAAAGCAAAUGCAAGUUCGUUUUCGUUAUCACCGACGAUAAUAUCACUCAUCUCCACCAGAAGUAUAAAGCACUCGAGCAGAGAACAAUGAUGAUCGUCCAAGACAUGAAAAUGUCGAAAGCUGUAUCGGUUGCCAAGGACGGAAAGAGAUUGACUUUGGAGAAUGUCCUCAACAAGACUAACAUGAAGUUGGGUGGUCUCAACUACACUGUCAGUGAUGCUAAAAAGAGCUUGACUGAUGAACAACUUGUGAUUGGAGUCGGAAUCUCUGCUCCUCCACCAGGAACGAAGUUCAUUCUCGAAGGAAAGGGUCAUUUGAACCCGCAGAUCAUUGGAUUCGCCUCGAACGCAAUCGCUAAUCACGAAUUCGUUGGUGAUUUCGUCCUUGCUUCUGUUGGACAAGAUACCAUGUCUUCCAUUGAAGAUGUCCUGAAGUCUUCUCUGGACAUGUAUGAGAAGAACCGCAAAACACUUCCAAAGAGAAUCAUCAUAUACCGAAGUGGAGCUUCAGAAGGAUCUCAUCCAUCGAUUCUCGCUUAUGAAAUCCCACUGGCUCGCGCCAUUAUUCACGGUUACUCGAAAGACAUCAAGAUGAUCUACAUUGUUGUCACCAAAGAACACAGCUAUAGAUUCUUCCGUGAUGAGCUUCGCGGAUCCAAAGCUACCGACAUGAACAUUCCACCAGGAAUUGUUUUGGACAGUGCAGUUACACACCCUGCCUGCAAGCAAUUCUUCUUGAAUGCGCACACCACUCUCCAAGGAACGGCAAAGACUCCAUUGUAUUCGGUUCUUGCGGACGACUGCAAUGCUCCGAUGGAUAGACUCGAAGAGCUCACUUACACCUUGUGCCAUCACCAUCAAAUCGUUGCUCUCUCGACAUCGGUUCCAACACCACUGUAUGUGGCUAACGAGUAUGCUAAGCGCGGUCGUGCUCUCUGGGCCGAGAAGACCGAGGGAGCACCGAUCGAAAACGAGGGAUCGGAGAGCAACCGUCUCAAGGACUUGACAAAGGAGCUCGCUUAUCAACAAACUGAUCUCCACAACAAGCGUGUCAACGCCUAA
Caenorhabditis remanei is the source of this 2832-nucleotide messenger RNA. RefSeq lists its product as uncharacterized. The transcript is spliced from 9 exons. The coding region runs from base 1 to 2832 and encodes 943 amino acids. The record is from RefSeq and is a predicted model, not a curated record. Lineage: Eukaryota; Metazoa; Nematoda; Chromadorea; Rhabditida; Rhabditidae. Gene Ontology annotation, molecular function: RNA binding; protein binding.